AUGUUUCCCUAUCCACCUGACCCCUACCCCCGGGAACAGGCCCGCCCAGAGCUGCUUUCCUCCCUACCCCAAGGGCAGUAUGAGGUGGAGAGAGAACGGGUUGACUUUGAUCGUCAGCGCCAGAACGAGGAAAUGUUGUCCAAGGUACAUAUCUCUAGAGGUGUUUUGAAGCUAACAACAUGUAGACUUAGUCAUACUGAUCAUUCUCCAGACACUGUCCCUAACACUAAUGGUUAUACAGACACUGUCCCUAACACUAACAGUUCUACAGACACUGUCCCUAACACUAAUGGUUCUACAGACACUGUCCCUAACACUAAUGGUUCUACAGACACUGUCACUAACACUAAUGGUUCUACAGACACUGUCCCUAACACUAAUGGUUCUAUAGACAUGGUCCCUAUCACCAAUGGUUCUACAGACACUGUCCCUAACACUAACGGUUCUACAGACACUGUCCCUAACACUAACGGUUCUACAGACACUGUCCCUAACACUAAUGGUUCUACAGACACUGUCCCUAUCACUAAUGGUUCUACAGACACUGUCCCUAACACUAAUGGUUCUACAGACACUGUCCCUAUCACUAAUGGUUCUACAGACACUGUCCCUAACACUAAUGGUUCUACAGACACUGUCCAUAACACUAAUGGUUCUACAGACACUGUCCCUAUCACUAAUGGUUCUACAGACACUGUCCCUAACACGUAUGGUUCUACAGACACUGUCCCUAACACGUAUGGUUCUACAGACACUGUCCCUAACACGUAUGGUUCUACAGACACUGUCCCUAACACUAAUGGUUCUACAGACACUGUCCCUUACACUAAUGGUUCUACAGACACUGUCCCUAACACUAAUGGUUCUACAGACACUGUCCCUAUCACUAAUGGUUCUACAGACACUGUCCCUAUCACUAAUGGUUCUACAGACACUGUCCCUAACACUAAUGGUUCUACAGACACUGUCACUAACACUAAUGGUUCUACAGACACUGUCCCUAACACUAAUAGUUCUACAGACACUGUCCCUAACACUAAUGGUUCUACAGACACUGUCCCUAACACUAAUGGUUCUACAGACACUGUCCCUAACACUAAUGGUUCUACAGACACUGUCCCUAACACUAACGGUUCUAUAGACACUGUCACUAACACUAAUGGUUCUACAGACACUGUCCCUAACACUAACAGAUCUACAGACACUGUCCCUAUCACUAAUGGUUCUACAGACACUGUCCCUAUCACUAAUGGUUCUACAGACACUGUCACUAACACUAAUGGUUCUACAGACACUGUCCCUAACACUAAUGGUUCUACAGACACUGUCCCUAACACGUAUGGUUCUACAGACACUGUCCCUAACACUAAUGGUUCUACAGACACUGUCCCUAACACUAAUGGUUCUACAGACACUGUCCCUAACACUAAUGGUUCUACAGACACUGUCACUAACACUAAUGGUUCUACAGACACUGUCCCUAACACUAAUGGUUCUACAGACACUGUCCCUAACACUAAUGGUUCUACAGACACUGUCACUAAUACUAAUGGUUCUACAGAUACUGUCCCUAACACUAAUGGUUCUACAGACACUGUCCUUAACACUAAUGGUUCUACAGACACUGUCCCUAUCACUAAUGGUUCUACAGACACUGUCCCUAUCACUAAUGGUUCUACAGACACUGUCCCUAACACUAAUGGUUCUACAGACACUGUCCCUAACACUUAUGGUUCUACAGACACUGUCCCUAUCACUAAUGGUUCUACAGACACUGUCCCUAUCACUAAUGGUUCUACAGACACUGUCACUAACACCAAUGGUUCUACAGACACUGUCCCUAACACUAAUGGUUCUAUAGACACUGUCACUAACACUAAUGGUUCUACAGACACUGUCCCUAACACUAAUGGUUCUACAGACACUGUCCCUAUCACUAAUGGUUCUACAGACACUGUCCCUAUCACUAAUGGUUCUACAGACACUGUCCCUAACACUAAUGGUUCUACAGACACUGUCCCUAACACUAAUGGUUCUACAGACACUGUCACUAACACUAAUGGUUCUACAGACACUGUCCCUAACACUAAUGGUUCUACAGACACUGUCCCUAACACUAAUGGUUCUACAGACACUGUCCCUAACACUAAUGGUUCUACAGACACUAAUGAUGUGGUAGAGAGGAUGAGGUUUGUCAACCAGCUUGAGGAGAACAGAAUAUUUCUAAAUCGAAUGUACCAUCCCUGGAAAGAAAACCCUACACGACAGACACUGAAAGACGCUGUGCCUGUCCACACAGUGUCCGCCUAUAACAUGUCACCUGUAGGGGGUGAUGGUAACGUCACACCUGACGAUGACGAGGGGGAACAGGUGGAGGAGGAGCAGAAGCAAAACACAGGGAGGAGAUUGAAAAGAGAGAAAGAUGAAGGACGCCCUUCAACUCCAGGAGGACUCAUGAAUAAAUUAGGGCUAGAACAACAAAGUCGAACCAGUAAACUCAACAAUGAACGAAAGUUAGAAUACAACCAACUCCUCACAGAGGUAAGGACACUUUAUCAUAGAAUACAACCAACUCCUCACAGAGAUAAGGACACUUUAUCAUAG
Messenger RNA from Pecten maximus, 2604 nucleotides. Its product is annotated as probable maltase-glucoamylase 2. The transcript has 5 exons. NCBI's taxonomy places the organism in Eukaryota, Metazoa, Mollusca, Bivalvia, Pectinida, Pectinidae. Bases 1 to 2604 code for a protein of 867 amino acids. The record is from RefSeq and is a predicted model, not a curated record.